AUGUGGUGUGUGCUGUGGUGUGUGCUGUGGUGUGUGCUGUGGUGUGUGCUGUGGUGUGGGGUAUUGUCUAUAUAUGCUUCGUAUACCCGUCUGCAUGCCGAUCCGCAGCCAGAAGGGUACACAGCCCGGACGUUGCCGAGCGCGUCCCCCUCAUCACCACCACGUCCAGAAAUCCGCAGCGGUUGCUGCAUCAGCUGCGGCUCGGUCAAUCACAACUGGGGCUACACUUCUCCCGACGGACGCUACAGUUGCCACACGUGCGGUUUUUCCAACCGCCGAGCCAACGGUUUUUACGGGCCGCUGGGAAGUCGUUCCCAGGAGGAGGCCGACGGCGCCGGCGGCAGUGCCUGCGGAGAAUGCGGCACCGUACGGACUCACGCGUGGCAUGGACACAAGGAGAGACUGCAGGUAAUGGUCUGUAACGCCUGCCAUAUGCGGUACCAAAACUGCGGCAGCUACAGCCUCCGUGCGGGUGCGGAUAGAGAGGCGUGGCUGAACCUUGGGAACGCGAACCGAGGCGAGAAAGAAGGCAGCAGCAGUGGAGGCGAAGCUGCGGCAGCGGUGGCGGCGGCGGCGGCCGCAGCAGCACAGCAAGUGCGACAUAGAUUGCCAAGGAUUACUUCGGCGCCAGCAGCGGCAGCGGCGGAACCAACGGCUGCGGGCCAGACAACAGCUGACUCCCACGAGUCACGCCGUACAAAACGUACGUCACAAACCCCAGGCGCAUCCAAUUCAGCUGGUGAAAAAUUUGGAAAUGCGGGCAAGCAUCAGGCACAGGGAGGCGCAAGCAAGACGCGUGGGUCUGGAGCCAGCUGCCGAGAGAGUGAAUCCGGAGUUAUGAGCAAGGAGCGUAGAUCCGGCGAAAGGAAGGGCGGUUUCGGAGACACGGAUCGCGGUUCCGGAGCCAGGGAACGCAGCGCAGGAGCGUUAGAGGGUCCUUGCUGUGUGUGCGGCGCAACACUGUCCGUACGAUGGUACCUGCAUAAACUCGACCCAGGAAAAGUCACCUGCCAAGCCUGCUACGACCGGCAUCGGCGUCGCGGGGCAUAUUUGAGUUCUGGCAACCGAACCGAGGCGGGCGAUCCUGGCGCUCCGGCAAGUGACGAUCAGAGGGCGGAAGCGGCGGCGGCGGCGGCAGGAGGGCCUGUGCCGCCAGCGAAGAGGACGGCUGCCGCCGCCAACCAUGUCAAUGGUGCAGGUCCUAGUCCGAAGGCUGUAGCCACUGUAGCACAUCCGGGGGGGGAUGCCUUGCUCACUGGGGGAAGCAUGGAGGCUGUAGCAGUGGCGGCGGCGUCGCCGUUACCGUUGCCAGAACUGGCUUGCGAGUUAGCACCCGAUGGCGCGCGGGGAUCUGGAUCUGGAUUUGGAGGGAAGCGCGGAAAACGGACUCUGGAGGAAGACGACCGGGGCUGUGCCGUUUGUGGAUUACGUCAUUAUGACAACGCCGGGGUCGACGCUGCCAACGCCGAUAGCGGCUGCCAUCUCGACGACGACGGCGCGGCCGGCCGCGACGGCGGUGCAACAAGGCGCAGGCGAGGGAACAAAAAGCUGGCGUACACGUUUACUUGUGCUGCAUGCACCACGGCGCAGGUCGCAGCGGCACCGUUACAAGGUAUGCAGCCCGGUGGCAGACACUGUGUAUCACCGCCGACCGCUAGUUCGCUGGAUGUUCAGGAUGGCAGAUUAACCGCAGCCAGCAACGGCGGUGGUGCACCGACCGGUGUACUGCAACAAGGGUACUGCAGCGAUGAAAAGGCGUUGGCGGCGCAGGUGCAGGCGAUUGAGGCGGGUUCCGGAGCAAAGGAGAUUGCUGCAGCGGCUGGCACACCUCCGCCGCCAUUGGUGAAGCGGGUGGCGGCGGCUGCUUUGGAGUUCACCGGGAAGGUCGAGGCGGCAGGGAACGCUGGCGCCGUCGCUGUCACUGCUGCCGCCGCCGCCGCUACCGCCACAGAGGCGCGCGAGGCGAAUAUGACCGAGUGUAACCCCCGUCCUGGUGGAAGGAGACGGACUUGCCCGGGGCUGGUCACGUGCCGUCGCUGCUACGACCGCUUCCGGGUUCGGCGGUCGUACGGUCGCGGUGAUGCGCUUACGGCGGCCGACGCCGCCAUGCGCGCCCCUGGCGCAACCGCGGCCGCUCCAAUGGCCAGCGUCGCCGGCACCGCCGUCGACGGAGCCGAGAAAAGCCAACCAAAAGGCAACCGCUGCAGAACGAGCAGGUCACGGAAGAGCAACCCGGACGGGACGGACUCCGUUUGCGCUGGUGACUGGGUGCAUGUAAGACAGACGGCGACACCUGCCGGUACGGCACGGAGCCCGAAGAGGAUAGACGCUGCCGCCGCCGCUGACGAGGACGACGAGGACGCAGCGCCGAGCCUCAGGACUGUGUUCCGUGUGCGGCGGAUGAGGCGCUGGAGCUACAAUGCGUCUCAAGGAGCGGAGGGAGACGACCGAGAUGAAGACUACAUGUAUGACGGUGAUGGUGAUGGCGGUGACGACGUCUCUAAUCGAGAUGGUGAUGACGACGAGGGCGAAGGUGAUGAAGAUGACGGCGACGAGGGCGACGAGGGCGACGACGGCGACGACGGUCACGACAUGGAGGAGGACGUGGAAAAAGGUCGAGAGGAGCAAGUAGAAAGGAUGUCUGAGGACGAAGGUCUGGAGCUCGUGUCAGAUGAAAUGGAGAUGGGCCAGGUCCAGGACCAGGUCCAGAACCAAAACCAGAACCGGGAGCGGGAGGCUGAGGACGGGGUGCGCGAGCCGCCGCAGGCGGCAGCGGCAGCGGCGCAAGGUGGUGAGGUGGCAAGGAUCCGUAUCCCAGCGAUGGCGGCGGCGGCGGCGGCGGCGGAAAUGCAGCAGGCCAUGCUGAGGUACGGCACCAACAGACAGGGCGCCGUAGCGGCGGCGGCGACGGCGGCCGGGGUGGCCUUGGUACCAGGUACACCGGAGCCUGAGCGCAUACCCCCGCCGCCUCCACGAUACACGCCGCCGACGAUGCCGCUGCGGCGGGAGGACUCCGUGGCGCCCCAGGGGGGUUCACUUUCGACGCCAAAGUCCCCGACACGAUCCCUGGUGCAGGCGCUGGCCGUGGCCCUUGCUCAUCCUCAGCCUCCGCAGAGGCAACCCCUCCCCAUGCCGCCGCCCCACGACCGAUCACCGCCUUACCAUCAUCACCAUCAGAGCCAUCAGUGCCAGUACGGCAGCCCGGGGCCUUUCCUCAAUGCUGCUUUCCAAGGACCCCUGCAACAGCAGCAACAGCAAGCUCAGCAACAGCAGCAGCAUGCGGUGCCAUUCCCUGCCCUGCAUGAGCUGUUGCCGCUGCCACCGCAGCCGCCAAGCAUAGGCCGAAUCAAUCAGCGACCACUUCAGCACAUGGCGCCCCGUACCAAACGCCGCCGCCGCAGCAGAACAUGCAGCCGUACCCGCCGUACGCGGCUGGAGCAGCUCACCCUGGAGUUCGGGGACCUGCUGGGCAAAGCUUGCGAGGCACUUGUGGAGAUGGAGGACAAGGACGGCAUUCGACUGCUGGAGUCGGGCAACGGCGCAUCGCUGCCGUCGCCGCCGCCGCCAACUGGGCACUGGGACCUCGCCGCCAAUGGUGGUGGCCACGAUGGCGGCGGCGAAGGAUCCCGUACGCAACUGCCGCCGUCGCCGUCGCCGAUGCGGUUACGCUCACCUCUACGGGUGGCUUACGAGGAGCUUUGCGUCGCUGACCCUUUUCUGCGGGCACGACUGCUUGGCGACCUGGCCGUACGCUGGUUGGAGAAGAACGCCUGGCGCAGCCCGCUGGAGGCGUUGCUUGGCAGGGGUGUACGGCAGCGGAGCAUGGACCGCAUAGGGCCUUUUGAGUGUCUGGACGAGCAGCAGCAGGGUUGCUACAUGUGGUGGUUGGCCAAGCGCACGUACGAUGGUCGUACGGAAGCGCCCAGGGUACGCGGCGGGACAGCUCAAGCACGUGUCGUACGGGGCGGUACAGUGAAGGCCAGGGCACGGCGGCCGGCGGGGCCAGUCACGGCUGGCGAGUCCAUAAGUUGGACCCCACACUGCGGACGUGCCGGAGGCGGCCUUGCGGGCGGCGUCAUCAGCGCCGCCGCCACCGCCAUUCACUCGCGAGUGGCAAAGCGGCCACCGCCACCGCCGCCGCCAGCACUAGCAGCAGCAGCAGGGGCUACUGCCGCAGGUCCUAGCGGGAGCGGUGAAGGCGUUGGAGCCGCAGCCGGAGCCGCACCUGGCGGCAGGGUUGGUGACGGCGGCGGCGGCAGCGGCGGCGGCGGCGGCGGCGGUCCACAUCCCAGCGUCACCACCGCGCCCGGGGGCCCCCGUCAGCGCCAAAAGGGACUGGACCGAACCGGCCGCAGCGACGUCAACGCUGACGUGAACGCCUCCAGGCGGCCUCAAAACGUGCGGUCAGCGGCCGCAGUACGAGCUGCAGAACCACUCGUCACAGUAAAUGUACGACAGGUCGCGGCAGCAGGAGAAAAAGCAAGCGCAGCCGCGGCAGCGGCGGUGCCGCCAGCUGCGGCGGUCAUGACUCCCAAGCUGUCCGCGGCGACCCCGCCGGACCGAUUCGUCACAGCCACUGCUGGGGAGGCCGGAGCCGUACCACCGCCAUAUACGUCGCUGCCGUUUUGCCGCCAGCCGUCAGCCGCCGCCCCUGCGCCGCCGUCGCGGCCUCCUCGCCCGCCGCGGUCGCAGCGGCCGCCGCGGCGUCGGCUUGCAAAUCCCUACCCCCCGUCUCCAGGCGACGAAGCUGCCGACGCAGGGUUGCUGGCGGCGACGGCGGCCUGUACGGCAGGCGGUGGCGUGGCGGCGGCGCUGCGUGCGGACGACCCGUGGGACCUGGGGUCCUCCGUCACCGAGCUUGGCAAUCAAGUUGCCCGAGUGGCGCAGGCGCUGGAGCAGCUCGAGGACAGACACGGCGUGGCGCUGCUCGGAACAAUCGGUGCAGCUCCCGCCCGCUCCCCUCCUCGUACCCCCCAUCCACCUUGCCGUACAACUGGGGAGGCGGCUCCCAGGGGUUGGCCGCCGACGGUGGCUGGGGGAGCUGGGUGUGAGGCCGCUAGGAGGGUGGAGGCCGCGAAUGACGACGGUGGCGACGGCGGCGGCUCCGGCGGCGGUGGGCAAUCGUCCCCUCGCGCCGCGUACUGCAGGAUCUGCGGCGGCAAUCCGUUGUUGCGAGCCAGACUGCUUGGAGACGCAUUGCUGCGGUGGCUGCAGACAUGCACCUGGAACCAGCAGCGCCAUGUCCCAGCCGUGAACCAGCUACCAGCGCCGCCACCACAACAGCACAUCCGGACGCCGACAGACCUACGCCCGGAUGUAAAUCCGGAUCCAGAUCGGAUCCAUUUUCACCAGGGGUUAAAUCCGGAUCCGGAUCCCAGGAGAGGUCUGGAUCCGGGUAUGGAACCCGACUCUCCAAGGGUUUUGACAGCGGUAUCCCCGACGCAUCACCAGGAGGUUGGCGGCUUGGGGAACGGCGGUGGCGGUGACGGCGGCAGGGGAAGCGGCUUUGGUGCCGGAAGCGGCAACCAGUUCCAGGGUGCCGCAGGGUCGGCGGCGGAGGCAGACAACCCAUGGGCCACACCGUCAUCUGCCGACGCCACUGCACUUCACGCAGCCGCGGUCUGCCUGGCGGCGGACCUAGCCAGCAGCGUGCUGGGCCUUGUACCGCCGCCGCCAACACUGCUGCCGCCGCCGCUGCCGCCAUUCCAUGCAGCCGGUGAUGCACCUGCCGCCGCCGGCCCCGGCACAGAGCCGAUGACAAGCGGCUCCGCUGGCCGCAACGCCGCCGACGGCGUCCAUGCGGCAAUUACCGCUGUUGUACGACAGCUAGAGGACCUUGUGGCGUCGUCGUUACGGCUAGGCAUGCUUGUAGCCGCCGCGCCCGGAGGGAUGGCGCUGCGGCUCGUGGCACCGGGGACCCCGAUAAUUGCACCGUACGGUGCCGUACAAGAGGGGCAGCUGGCGCCGCCGCAGGUGGCGGCGCCCGUGGUGCCGGCGGCCCCGACGGCGCCGCAGCUCGUUCUCGCCGUUGAGUGGCUGUCAUUGGAGUUGGAGGACGAUGACAGACUCUGCAGCCGCGGUAGCGACGGCGGCACGAUGGGCACUAGUGGCGGCGGCAGCAGUGGCGGCAGCAGAAGUAACAUCAGGAGCGGCGUGGUUCUCUGGGUCGUGUCGCCGGGGCUUGUGUGCCGGCAGGGGCGGGGUGGGGAGGCUUCACUGUACGCCGACAGCACUGGCGACGGAAGCGGCAACAGCACUCUGCCCGUCGCCAGCACGGCGGACGGUGUCCGAGAACGGGUGCUGAUACCAGUACAUGUAGUGGGUUGGAGUGCUUGA
Molecule: messenger RNA, 6336 nt
Organism: Volvox carteri f. nagariensis
Lineage: Eukaryota; Viridiplantae; Chlorophyta; Chlorophyceae; Chlamydomonadales; Volvocaceae
Exons: 18
Coding region: 1-6336 (2111 amino acids)
Source: RefSeq, a predicted model, not a curated record